AUGUUUGGUAGAAAAUCGCUAGAAUUAGAUGAAUAAUGUUGUUUGCAUUAUAUUCAUAAUGGCACCUGGGUGAUAGUUUGCAUUUCCAAAAAACCUGAUGUCACUUUAUAUGAAGCCUUUAAUUUUCUUGAAAAGCUUAAAGAGGCCAUAGAUAGUAACUUAGAUUUGUAAGGUCUUGAUUAAUAGAUUGAACCUGAAUAAGCCACUAGGUAUAAGAAGUAUGGCAAAGAAGUCAGCUCAUUUAUCUCUUAAUGGAAUGAUAACCCUAAUAAUCGUGAUAAGACCUACCUAGUGUUCCAGGACCUUUUAAAAGUAAAAGAUGAAAUGCUAUAAAAUCUAAACCUGCUCAACGAUAGAGAUCUUUUGCUAGAUCAAGCUAAUUAAAAAGCCAAAAACCUUGAUAGCAGGGCCAAAUUGCUUUUAAAGAAUACUAAGAAGAUUAAAACUAAAUUCAAGAGGCGCAGAUGUAUUCUUUGGACUUCUCAGAGCAAAUUUUCAAAGCUAUUGUGCUGUUUCCGUCGAGACGACUCUAAUCUAGCAAACAUCUUGAAUAUCAAGACACUUACGUGUGAUAAGUUAUCGCAUUGCUUAUUUGAUUUUGAUUGCGUUGAUUUGAAUGUAUAUGAAAGAGAGACAUAUAAUUACCAAGAAUUCACAUUAAAUGCCCUGGGACAAUAAGAAGAUUAGAACUAGCUCAAGACUACAGAUGAUAUUGCUAUUAUGGUCGAGGGCACAAAGAUUACUAUGGAUAAUUACACUGAGUCUAAUAAUUAUUUAAGCAAUCCUGUUCUUGAUAACUUAGUAAUGAGAGUACUUUAUAAACCUGAGAGUCAAACACUUUGGGGGUUGCAUCAGCCUCAUAUUUAAGAUUUUUUAAGAGAAUAGAAGGAGGAUGAUCUAGACGAUGUGUUUGAUGAAAUGGACGAGGAAAAUGAGGUAGAAAUGAAUAAGACUAUGUGGCUAGUAUUAAGAAAAACCAAACCUCAGAAUUCGACUCUUAGAAAUUUCUUUACUGAGCCAACAUUCCAAUAUAUCAAGCUGAAAGACAUCAUCAAAUUUGGAAGAGUCAAUUUUAAAAUUUCUGCCUUGCAUAGUAAACAACUCAGGCCUGAUAUUUAAGGGCUUGGUCCUACUAAAACAGACAAUGAUGCGAUGAGUUCUCAUUCAGCUAAUGUAGAUAAAAUUUAGAUCUCAUAAGUAUCAAUGAUGAAUAUAACAGAAAUGAAUAUGAUGGAUAACAUUGGAAACUCAUAUAAUAACUACAAUCAAAGUACAUUCCUUCCUGGAAUAAGUAAAGCAGUCAAUGAUGACAAUAACUAGGGGAAUGGACCACCAAUAAAGACCAAGGAUAAAAACCCAACUUAGAGCCAGGCUAGAGUAUGUCGUAUAUGUUUAGGUGAAGAUGAGGAUGAGUAUGGAGAAUUUCUUUGUCCCUGUAACUGCUCUGGAUCAAUGAAAGAUAUACAUAUUAGCUGCUUGAAAGAAUGGCUUAAUGGCAAAAAAUUGGUUUAUCAUGGUGAUCGAGUAAAGAGUUUCUUCUGGAAAGCCCUCGAGUGCGAACUUUGUAAACAGCCUUUUGAAAAUAAGCUGAAAGAUCGAUUGUUCCAAAUCAUGGAUUUUGAGAAACCAGAAACUGACUAUAUGAUAAUGGAAAGUGUUAAAAGUGCCCCCGCAAAAGUUAUUCACGUGUUUUAUCUUAACUAAUCAGACGAGUUCAGAGUGGGCAGAAGUGUUGAUACUGAUAUGAAAAUAGCUGAUAUAAGUGUCUCAAGACUACAUUCCUACAUUAGAAUACUAGGAGAUUAACUUGUGAUUGAAGAUAAUGGAUCCAAAUUUGGAACUUUGAUAAAGAUUAAAGAACCAUACGAAUUGGCAAUAUCUGGAUAACCUAGAAAAUAAUCAAGUCUUUAUCAAAUUGGAAGGACUUUGAUAUAUUUUGGUCUUCAUUAAAAAGGGAGAUCUUAAAAAAAGAAUCAGAAAAGAAUGAACAGGAAAAUUGAUAGUUCAAUUAUGAAUGAAAAUUCGGAGUACAUUAGGACAAUAUCAGGCAGGAGAAUUCCAGUUGAAUUUUAGCGACCCAAUAAAUUACAAAAUAAAAAGUAUAAUAGCAAUAUGAAAUUGCAACUGCCCAAUGAACAAUAACUGAUAAGCAAGAUGUAAACGGGCAGAGUAAAUGAAAAAUAGUAUGAGGAUGCUGAGUCUGAGGAGAGUAAGCAUGCCAUCAAUCAUAUUCAGGAGACUAUAUAUAGGCUGCCAGUAAGUCCUAAGCAAAACAAUCUUUAAGAAUCCAAUCAUUAGAGUAAUGAUGCUGUAAGCUCAAAUGACCAUUAAGGAUAGAAUCUGCAUCAGUCAAUAGUCAGGCGAUAAAUCAACCCGAGGAUAUUUAAUGAUCUAAACCAGCCAGAUUAACAUUAGUUAGAUCAUGAAGAGGAGGAGAACUUGAGAAUAAACGAAAAUAGAAAUACUAGAGUCCACACCAAUAAUCUUAAUCACUAAAAAUACAAGAGCAUAGUACCAGGAAUAAAUUUCAACACUCAAAACAUGCAUUUGAAUAGGAAAAAUGUGGCUAACCAUCAGAGGUAUCGAAGUAUGUAGGACCAAAAGCAUGACAUGACUUCUAAUAUUCAUGAUGAACUAGAAAUGGAUGAUGAUCAAGAUAUCGAAGAAGGAAAGGAUGAUACUCCUGAGCAGUACGAUUUGGAAGUUAUUCAAUUCAAAGAUUCAAUAUCUAAUAAAAGAAUGAGGGCAGGUGAUAUUCUUUCCAAUACCAAAAUGCAUAAAGAUAUGACUGCCAAUAUCCAUGUGAGUAGCUAGAACUUUUUUGAGAGAGAUGAAAAGAGCAUCUUAUCCUUUGUAAGAAGAGACUCAACGCAAGAGUAACUGAUCGAUAUAAACAGCGUGAUGAAGGAAAAUAGUCGAGGUUUUAGAUCUGGAAAUAUUAGAGAUCUGCUCGAUAAUGGAACUGAAUAAGAAAACGCAUAAAGAGCUCAUCAGCAUGCUUUAAAUCGUGUAGUCACAGAUGAUGCCUUUGAUAUCCAAAAUUUGACGAGUCUGCAUAAUCUUAAUCAUGAAGAAUUGACUGUAACAGAAUAAGUAAAGCAGUUUCAGACAAAUUAGUAGUAGUUUCAGGAUAUGAAUAGGCUAUCUUAAUGA
Molecule: messenger RNA, 3153 nt
Organism: Stylonychia lemnae
Lineage: Eukaryota; Ciliophora; Spirotrichea; Sporadotrichida; Oxytrichidae
Source: the annotation of a GenBank genome assembly